Messenger RNA from Pipistrellus nathusii (Nathusius's pipistrelle), 1341 nucleotides. The record is from the annotation of a GenBank genome assembly. NCBI's taxonomy places the organism in Eukaryota, Metazoa, Chordata, Mammalia, Chiroptera, Vespertilionidae.
AUGCCGAAGAGUAAGAAGCGGACCACUGCCCACCGCGGCGGCGGCAGCGGUGGUGGCGGCGGCGGCUCCGGGGCAGAUGCAGGGACGGCGACGACGGCAGGUGGCCAGCAUCGGAAUAUUCAACCAUUCAGUGACGAGGAUGCAUCGAUUGAAACGAUGAGCCACUGCAGUGGUUACAGUGAUCCUUCCAGUUUUGCUGAAGAUGGACCAGAAGUCCUGGACGAGGAAGGGACACAAGAAGACUUGGAGUACAAGCUGAAGGGGUUUAUUGACCUGACCCUGGAUAAGAGCGCCAAGACCAGGCAGGCGGCCCUGGAGGGCCUGCGGAGCGCCCUGGCUUCCAAGCUGCUCUCCGAGUUCCUCCUGGAAAGAAGGAUGACCCUGACCGACAGCAUCGAGCGCUGCCUGAAGAAAGGCAAGAGCGAUGAGCAGCGCGCGGCCGCGGCCCUGGCGUCUGUCCUCUGCGUGCAGCUGGGCCCCGGCAUCGAAAGCGAAGAGGUUCUGAAGACCCUGGGGCCCGUCCUGAAGAAGAUCAUUUGUGACGGAGCAGCCAGCGCCCAGGCGCGGCAGACGUGUGCCACAUGCUUCGGCGUUUGCUGUUUCAUCGCCACGGACGACAUCACGGAGCUGUACGCGGCCCUGGACUGCCUGGAGGGCCUCUUCUCCAGGGCCGGCCUCAAGGACAAGGACGCGCCGGGCGGCGGGCUCCCGGUCAGCGCGCUCCUGGCCUGGGCGCUGCUGCUCACCACCUGCCCCGCCUGCGAGCUGAGGAAGCGGCUGGAGACGCAUUUCCACAAGCUCCCGAGCCUCCUGUCUGCGGACGACGUGAACAUGCGGAUCGCGGCCGGCGAGACCUUGGCGCUGCUGUUGGAACUGGCCCAGGGCCUGGACAGCGACUUCCUGUUCGAGGACAUGGAGUCUCUGACCGAGAUGCUCAGGGCCUUGGCCACCGACGGCAACAAGCACCGGGCCAAAGCGGACAAGCGGAAGCAGCGGUCGGUGUUCCGGGACGUGCUGCGGGCCGUGGAGGAUCGGGAUUUCCCCACAGAGACGGUGAAGUUUGGUCCUGAGCGCAUGUACAUCGACUGCUGGGUCAAAAAGCACACCUACGACACGUUCAAGGAGGUGCUGGGCUCCGGCAUGCAGUACCACCUGCAGUCGAACGAGUUCCUCCGCCACGUGUUUGAGCUGGGACCCCCGGUGAUGCUGGAUGCGGCCACGCUGAAGACGAUGAAGAUCUCCCGGUUUGAGAGGCAUUUAUACAAUUCUGCAGCCUUCAAAGCGCGAACGAAAGCUCGGAGCAAGUGUCGCGACAAGAGAGCGGAUGUGGGGGAGUUCUAG